Exophiala aquamarina CBS 119918 is the source of this 1542-nucleotide messenger RNA. RefSeq lists its product as uncharacterized. NCBI's taxonomy places the organism in Eukaryota, Fungi, Ascomycota, Eurotiomycetes, Chaetothyriales, Herpotrichiellaceae. The record is from RefSeq and is a predicted model, not a curated record. Bases 1 to 1542 code for a protein of 513 amino acids. The transcript has a single exon.
AUGUUUAGCUUUUCCGGCCGUGGGGACAUGCAGGAGCAGGCCUGGAAGUCUUGCUGGAAGCUGUGCCAAAAUCUUUACAACACUCGAGAUGAUCACCUGACCGGAUCAUACUCCCACAACUCAUCAAGACCAACGCUGGACCUCUGUCGAGAGUUCUGUGCCGCUCUCUUUGAAGUAAGAGUUCGCGACAAUGAAGCCGCUGACUCGGUGUUGAGAGUCAGUUUUGAGUUGAACAAUCAUCUCUUCAAUACCCACGACAGGAGUCUCCCCGAGGCUUUUCGUGAGAGGACUCUCGACUUUUACAUCACACUGUGCCAUCGACUGAUGAAACAAAAGGCCAAAUCCGCAGAAGAAACUGACUCCUUACUCAAAGCUUGCUGGUCUCUCGCCGAAAUGCUGUUCAGUUUGCGCCAAAAUCGGCGAGAAGGAAAGAAGGCUGAUGAAGAGCUCCUUGGCUCCGCAAUUCAAGCGUGUUGGGAGCUUUGCGACCUCUUCAGAGAAGGAUGGACUCAGAUCCGUCCAGAAAGAGGGACACCUAGACCAAGUCAAACGUCUUUCACACAGGCCUUCAAUCAAGCAAAAAGAUCCGGAUUUGUCCCCCUAGACGAAAAUGGCAAUCCACGAAUGCUUCCAGAAACACCAACGACCAUCUUCGAAGACACCAUCACCACAAUCUCACCCGACGAAGCACCAAUCCCCAACAUCCUCAUCCUUGGCGCUGAAGAAGCCUCCCGCAUCUCCAGUUCGUCCAACACCUCGGCAGCAUCGGCAGCUAUGCCGACACAAAGGACCAAUCUAACACCUUCGGCCAUGCGAAUCAACAACCCCUUCUCCCCUCAUCCUGUCCCUCCAGCACCUACCUCCGCUAACCCAGGACACCGGUGGGCAUCUUCUGCAUCCGUCAUGUCCGGGCCACCAUCAGCCAUCUCAGAGGGUGGGCCCAACCCGAUGUCCGCAACAACCGUCUCCACGGUGCGUACACCCUCCGACGACCCCACGUUGAUCCUGCUAAAAACCCUGUUCGUGAAAGCUGCCAUCAUGACGAACAGGGGCUACACGCGGGCCUCGUCCGACUCCAACCUGAACUCCUUGCCCAACUUCGUCAAGAACCUACCAGACAAUGCCUUUGGCACCCAGAGCUGGCAGAUCGCGGUGCUGGAGAACUACCGCAAAGCUGUUGCCAACGAUUCCGGUUUCCGUAACCUCGGCGUUGCAGGCACAAUCGGCGAACGUGGAAGAAUAAACGCUGUCGAGGUCGCCCGUGCCGUCAGGGGCAUGACCAAUUGUGUGUACGGAUUUGGAUGGUUGAGGGACCUCUACCGCUUCGUCUUCGGAUACUAUGUCGAGGAGGCACUCAAGGCAGGCGAUGGCAGCCAUACUUCGAGGCGCGGUGGAAGACCUCCAGGACCCGCGGCAAGUCUUGCUGCCGCUGUCAUGGGAAAUGUGAGCGCGACCACGACGACACCAGGAGGCUCUGUGAGUAACGGCGCUCCUGGUGGAAAUGGAGCUGGCGGGAAAGCAAGACGCACGGUGAGUCAGUAA